Pelodiscus sinensis (Chinese soft-shelled turtle) is the source of this 1728-nucleotide messenger RNA. Its product is annotated as C-type lectin domain family 2 member B-like. The record is from RefSeq and is a predicted model, not a curated record. NCBI's taxonomy places the organism in Eukaryota, Metazoa, Chordata, Testudines, Trionychidae.
AAAAAUAUUCAACGCUAAAACCAACCGAGCCGAAGAAAAAGCAGUUCACUUUCUGCGGGUUCUCCAGCCUGUUUUAUAGCGGAGACCAGAUCCUAUUGCUCACUUCCGGCCUCGGAAGCUAUUAAAUUGCUCCCUUCCCCCCGUUUUUUCCAGAAAUGCCAGUAAACCCGAAAAACCUGUAGCAGUACUUGGUUGCUGUGGAUUUCAACCAGCGUUUCUGGUCCAGUGUCGCUCAAGCUCAGAAAGUUUCUUUCAAUUUCUGCCUUUGUGAUUUUAUCUGUCUGGAACUUCUCUUUCCUCUGCUCUCAAACAGACAAGGAAGUGGGAACGCAUUUAUCACACCACUAGGGUUCCUGAUUUGAUGGCAGUUUGCUGUGUUGCUUAAUGCUUUCUACAUGGAUUUCUCACCCAAUUAUAGUCAUCAUGGUAACUCCUCCCCCAGGAAUGUAUUUCACCCCGUUAUCAAACAGGAACAGAACAUCUGUUGCACGGGUCUCUCUCUCUCAGCCGACCGGUGGCUUUGCAUUCAGAGUUGAUGCUGCAGGAAAAGGGUCAAAUUAAUUUCAGCCAGAGAACUUGUGUCUGGUCUCUUGUAGUCUCUGGUAUAAGAACAAAGCAGACGGUAACUCAAGGGACGAAACCUCAGGAAACUGAAGAACAUCACACUGGGACUGUCACAGCUGACCAGAAGUAAUUCUGUAGCAGUGGAAGAGUUGGUUGGACACUCGGGCAGCUCGGUUCCCAGCUAGUUCCAGAUGGAGAGGAAAGAUGAACAUGGGAAGCAUUACUCAACUGGAAAAGAAGAUAGGUGUUCAUGUGGCAAAAUUCUUAGACACAAGUCGAAAAUUGCAGCUGGAGUUUUCUUUCUUGCUGGAGUUUUCAGUUGUUGGACCGUGAUGGCAUUUAAAACCCAGCAGUCAUGCCCGCCCCCUAGACCUGACUCGUGUGCGGAUGGCUGGAUCGGGUACAAAGGGAAAUGCUACUAUUUCACAGAGGCCGAAGGGAACUGGACCUACAGCCGGAGCCGCUGCUCUGCCCUGGGUGCCUCCCUGGCUGGGAUCGACACCAAGCAGGACCUGGAUUUCAUGCUGCGGUAUAAAGGCACCACAGACCCGUGGAUAGGACUCCAGAGGGGCACUGAUCGUGAGUGGAAAUGGGUGAACGGCACCAAAUUCAACCUCCUGUUUGAAGUCAGGGGGGAUGCAGACUGUGCGUAUCUGAAGGAGACUGCAGUCAGCGCUUCGCGGUGCUACAUCAUGAGAAGCUGGAUCUGCAACAAACCCUAUGCCUCGUCAACGGAGGGAAGGUUCACGCAGACACACCAGGGAGAUGCCAGAGCUUAAGGACUUAAAUCGGUUCGACUCUGAAAACUGAGAGCAAACCGCUGCACUGUGGGAGCACCGAUGUGUCCUUUCUUGGGGUCUCGACAUCAAACGGGUUCUGUUUAACAGUGAACAGAUGCUGCUGGGGUUUCUCCCCCUCCUUUGCAAUCAGACCCACCAGCUUAUCUCUGAAAUCUGAGACUCAAACUGGGUUUUCUGUGACUCUCACAGUGUCCUUCUCCUCACCUUCUCCAGCCCUUCAGAGACCCUCUUGACGGCCCCCCAGCUCACAGUGAAUUCCAUAGGAGCGCACAGUCAACCUGUGGAACUCCUUGCCAGAGGAUGUGGUGAAGACUGGGACUUUAACAGAGUUCAAAAAAGAGCUAGAUAGAUUCAUGGAGAUUAG